AUGAUAAUAGAAGACGAACGAGACACUUACCGUAAUCAUGAUUGCUUAGCGGAAUUCCAACAAGGAGAGGGAAGUGCACGUGUGGAUGGACGGGUUCGCAGAAGGCGUACAAAUCUUCAGGAAAUUUUGAAUGCUCGAACUAGAGUUCGUGAUAGGAAAGUGCAGCAACAACUAAAAAAAGAUUUAGUUGAACAUAUAUGGCAGAGGCAUCUUAAUGGUCAAGAUGUCGAUGAUAACGACGACGCUGAAAGUGGGGAUGAAGUUUACGAUGAAGAUGAAAUUGCCGAUGAAGAUCACAUUUAA
Molecule: messenger RNA, 303 nt
Organism: Microthlaspi erraticum
Lineage: Eukaryota; Viridiplantae; Streptophyta; Magnoliopsida; Brassicales; Brassicaceae
Source: the annotation of a GenBank genome assembly